CAUGGGAAGCAGCUGCUUGCUCCUGCUCUCAGGUCUCGGUGUCUUGCUGGCUGUGUCAGGACCAGAAGCCAAGAAUUCUGGAGCUUUCUGUCCUCAGUGCCCCGAGCAUGCCUUAUGCCACAACAGCACCCACUGUACUUGUGAAGAUGGAUUCCGGUCCAGGUCUGGGAGGAAAUACUUUUUCAGCUCCCAUGAGACAUGUGAAGACAUUGAUGAAUGUAGAACUGGACUGGCAAGAUGCAAGAAAAGGGCAUAUUGUAAAAACAAAAUCGGAAGUUAUGUCUGCAGUUGUGUCGUGGAAUAUCCUAUCUUCAACUGGGUGGCUAGUUUGGUGGAUAUUGACCAUCCAGACUGUUAUGAGAACAGCAGUGGAAAUAAACAGUCACCAGCGAAUAUCUGGGAAAGUCUGGGGGCGAACGGAAGCAGAAAGGACCUUGCAAGAGAGGUUACCCAACUACUCCAGAAAACGGAAUUAAGUAUCUGGAAUUUGAGUUUUGUUUCUCCUGGAUAUGGUGAAGAUUAUAAGCUUGGUAUAGAUAGAAGGGCAGUUGCCCUCAUCACUUACCUAUCUGUUGGAGGUAUUCUCAAUGGAUCCUUUUUUAAGAACAGAAGAGGAUUGCAGGAAGUAAAACUAAACUCUCACAUUGUGAGUGGCACCAUUGGCUUGAAGGAAAAAGUUGACCUGUCUGGACCUGUAGUCCUGAAUUUUCAACAUACUCAGCCUGGAGGUGCGAGGACAAAACAUUUGUGUGUCUACUGGGAAGAAUCGCAGGAAGAAGGGGGCAGCUGGUCCACGGAGGGCUGCUCUCACGUGUACAGCAACGAUUCUCACACCAAAUGCAAGUGCUACCACCUGUCCAGCUUUGCUGUCCUUGUGGCUCUUACCCCCAAGGAGGAUCCUGCCCUGACUGUGAUCACCCACGUGGGGCUCAUCAUCUCCCUGCUGUGCCUCUUCCUGGCCAUCCUCACCUUCCUCCUGUGCCGGCCCAUCCAGAACACCAGCACCACCCUCCACCUGCAGCUCUCCCUCUGCCUCUUCCUGGCCCACCUCCUUUUCCUCACAGGCAUCAACAGAACUGAGCCUGAGGUGCUCUGCUCCGUCGUUGCAGGGCUGCUGCACUACCUCUACCUGGCCGCCUUCACCUGGAUGUUCCUCGAAGGGCUGUACCUCUUCCUCACCGUCAGGAACCUCAAGGUGGCCAACUACACCAGCUCAGGCCAAUUCAAGAAGAGGUUCAUGUACCCUAUAGGCUAUGGGAUCCCGGCUGUAAUUGUCGCUGUGUCUGCAAUAGUUGGACACAAAAAUUAUGGAACAUAUACUCACUGCUGGCUCAAGCUUGAGAAAGGGUUCAUUUGGAGCUUCAUGGGGCCCGUGGGAGUCAUUAUCUUGAUAAACCUGGUGUUCUACUUCCAAAUUCUAUGGAUUUUGAGAAGCAAACUUUCCUCCCUCAAUAAAGAAGUUUCCACCAUUCAGGACACCAGAGUCAUGACGUUUAAAGCCAUUGCUCAGCUAUUUGUGCUGGGAUGUUCUUGGGGCCUUGGUUUUUUCAUGGUUAAAGAAGUAGGGGAGACGGUUGGCUCGGUCAUUGCCUACUUAUUCACCAUCAUCAACGUCCUGCAGGGGGUGUUGCUCUUUGUGGUCCACUGUCUCCUGAAUCGCCAGGUGCGAAUGGAAUACAAGAAGUGGUUUAGUGGCUUGCGGAAAGGGGUAGAAACUGAAAGCAUUGAGAUGUCUCGCUCUACCACCCACACCAAAGAGGUAUGA
Molecule: messenger RNA, 1765 nt
Organism: Lemur catta (Ring-tailed lemur)
Lineage: Eukaryota; Metazoa; Chordata; Mammalia; Primates; Lemuridae
Product: putative adhesion G protein-coupled receptor E4P
Exons: 14
Coding region: 2-1765 (587 amino acids)
Biological process (GO): cell surface receptor signaling pathway; adenylate cyclase-activating G protein-coupled receptor signaling pathway
Cellular component (GO): membrane
Molecular function (GO): calcium ion binding; G protein-coupled receptor activity
Source: RefSeq, a predicted model, not a curated record